Messenger RNA from Suillus bovinus, 648 nucleotides. RefSeq lists its product as uncharacterized. The transcript has 2 exons. NCBI's taxonomy places the organism in Eukaryota, Fungi, Basidiomycota, Agaricomycetes, Boletales, Suillaceae. The record is from RefSeq and is a predicted model, not a curated record. The coding region runs from base 1 to 648 and encodes 215 amino acids.
AUGCUCCUGAUGUUUCCAGAGGCCUUUUCCCUCGAGGGCACUACAUUUCAAUUCCAACAUCACACGGUAAGGCCUUUGACAUUGCUGUCAGUCACGUCCUCGCCCUCCUCUCCUCAAAUGCAGUUAACCUUUAUCAUCCAUCUAAUUUUAGGGAUCUUGCACUCACUACCUAUCACCACCGAUGAUUCUUCCAUAGGAAGAAGAAAGUCUCUCCACAACCUAUUCGCAACCGCCAGUCAUUCUUCCACAGGAGAGGAAGAGAAUCUCUUCAUGACCUAUCUGCAACCACCAACCAAUGAUUCUUCUGCAGGAGGAAGAAAGUCUCUUCGCAACCUACCUGCAACUGCUGACAAUUCUUCCACAGGAGGAAGAGAGUCUCUUCAAGACUUAUCUGCAACCACUGAUGAGUAUUCCGCAGGAGGAAGAGAGUCUCUUCGCAACCUAUCUGCAACCACCCAUGAUUCUUCCAUAGGAGGAAGAAAGUCUCUCCACAACCUAUUUGCAACCACCAGCCAUUCUUCCGCAGGAGGAAGAGAGUCUUUUCGCAACCUAUCUGCAACCACCGCCACCGACAAUUCUUCUGCAGGAGGAAGAGAGUCUUUUUGUGACCUAUUUGCAUCCACUGAGGACUCUUCUGCAGAAGGGUGA